Molecule: messenger RNA, 1200 nt
Organism: Onychomys torridus (southern grasshopper mouse)
Lineage: Eukaryota; Metazoa; Chordata; Mammalia; Rodentia; Cricetidae
Gene: Nr1i3
Product: nuclear receptor subfamily 1 group I member 3
Exons: 8
Coding region: 1-1089 (362 amino acids)
Biological process (GO): positive regulation of transcription by RNA polymerase II; negative regulation of transcription by RNA polymerase II; cell differentiation
Molecular function (GO): zinc ion binding; RNA polymerase II cis-regulatory region sequence-specific DNA binding; nuclear receptor activity
Source: RefSeq, a predicted model, not a curated record
AUGGCCAGGGGAGAGGAAUAUGGGCCAAGGAACUGUGUGGUGUGUGGAGACCGAGCCACAGGCUAUCAUUUCCAUGCCCUGACUUGUGAGGGCUGCAAAGGCUUCUUCAGGAGAACAGUCAGCAAAACCAUUGGUCCCAUCUGUCCCUUCUCUGGAAGCUGUGAGGUCAGCAAAGCCCAGAGACGCCACUGUCCAGCCUGCAGGUUGCAGAAGUGUCUAAACGCUGGCAUGAGGAAAGACAUGAUACUGUCAGCAGAAGCCUUGGCGUUGCGGCGAGCCAGGCAGGCACAGCGGCGGGCACAGAAAGCACCUUUGCCAAUGAGUCAGGAGCAGAAAGAGCUGGUCCAGACCCUCCUGGGGGCCCAUACUCGCCAUGUGGUCCCCAUGUUUGACCAGUUUGUGAAGUUCAGGCCUCCAGAUUACCUGUUCAUCCAUCACCGGCCCUUCCCUCCUCUGGUCCCUGUGAGGCCUCUGCUCACACACUUUGCAGAUAUUAACACUUUCAUGGUGCAGCAGAUUAUCAAGUUCACCAAGGAACUGCCCCUUUUUCGGUCCCUACCCAUGGAGGACCAGAUCUCCCUUCUCAAGGGAGCAGCUGUGGAAAUACUGCAUAUCUCACUCAACGCUACUUUCUGUCUUCAAACCCAGAAUUUCUUCUGUGGGCCUCUUUGCUACAAAAUGGAAGAUGCAGCCUAUGCCAUGCCCAGGAGGCUCCUAAGCCUACCACCUCUCACAGUAGGGUUCCAGGGGGAAUUUUUGGACCUGAUCUUUCGCUUCCAUGGGACAUUGAAACGACUGCAACUCCAGGAACCUGAGUAUGUGCUCCUGGCUGCCAUGGCCCUCUUCUCUCCAGACAGGCCUGGAGUGACCCAGAGAGAAGAGAUUGAUCAGCGGCAAGAGGAGAUGGCACUGAUCUUGAACAACUACAUUAUGGAACAACAGUCAAGGCCCCAAAGUCGGUUUCUGUACCCAAAGCUGAUGGGCCUGCUGGCUGAGCUCCGGAGCAUAAACAAUGCAUACGCAUAUGAAAUCCAGCGCAUCCAGGGACUGUCUGCUAUGAUGCCACUGCUUGGGGAAAUCUGCAGCUGAGGCCCAGGCUUUUCUCCUUCCCCAGACUUCCCAGACACUGGACUGGAAAGGGGAAAUUGCUGGUACCCAAGAUGGGGACCAGCCUAAGGGAGCUCAGUGACAGCAAUGAAA